Messenger RNA from Lentinula edodes (shiitake mushroom), 1506 nucleotides. RefSeq lists its product as uncharacterized. NCBI's taxonomy places the organism in Eukaryota, Fungi, Basidiomycota, Agaricomycetes, Agaricales, Omphalotaceae. The record is from RefSeq and is a predicted model, not a curated record. The coding region runs from base 1 to 1506 and encodes 501 amino acids. The transcript is spliced from 2 exons. Gene Ontology annotation, molecular function: GTP binding.
AUGAUCCUCGAGCCUUGGACCAAACAACAAAUGAAUAUUGUUCUUCUCGGUGAAACUGGCGUCGGAAAGACGGAACUGGUGAACCUCAUCGCGAACGUAUGUGCCGGUGCUACACUGGAAAACUUCGACGAGAAAAUUGAACUCAGUAAUGAGGCGGGGCACAACGGAGGCAGUCAAACGAUCCAACCUCAUCUUUACAGUAUCACCUGUGUCAAUGGACACAAAGUCAACAUACUCGAUACUCCUGGUUUAGCCGGUGACCGGGGGAUUCAUAAAGACACUGAGCAGAUGGCAGCGAUCGUUCAUGCUAUCACGGAGAAUUUCGACGCUAUCGACGCAAUUGUCAUUCUCGCAUGCGGUCAUGUGCCCCGAUUAGGCCUUUCAACACAUUAUACGAUGAACGCUUUAUCCAACAUGCUCCCUAAAUCUUUGUCUGACAAUGUCGCCUUCAUCUUUACCAUGGUGUCCUCCACCUUGAUGCUUUCUUUCGACACUAAUUGGCUGCCACAGGAGCUGCGAACAACUCAUACAUGUUCGAUUGACAAUUCUUCUAAGCUGUGGUUCAAGUAUCAGAAGAGACUCAGAGAGGAACCCUCCCUUGAGGAGGAUCUCAGGGAGGAAAUGAACGAAAUUUCUCAUCGAUUCGAACGGGCAACGAAGACGCUUUCACAAUUCUUCCAGUACUUGGACAAGCGCAAGGUUCAGCCUACACAACCUGUUCUCGAAUUAUACAACAUUUCAGUGGAUAUUGAAACCCGCAUCUCCAAUACAAUUGCACGUGCAAGCCAAGCGGAGGAUAAGCGUAUGAGACUACAAAAGUUACAGGUGGAAUUCGAGAACCAGGAACGCAUAAAACAAACUAAUCAACACUACCAGAGGAUCAUCAAUAGACCUUACCACGAAAUGGAAGAAACUGGUUCAGAACAUAAUGUUCUCUGCAUUGCAGUUAACUGUUUUAGCAAUUGCGUUGAACGCUGCGCUUUCCCUUUUACAUUGGACCCGGAGGCCCUUGCAAAGUCAUCCGCUGCUUUUGAGGAGGCACCUGGCGUUCCGCCCCUCCAGCGACGCUGCAAAGUCUGCAGUCAUCCAGCUGAAGAUCAUCACCACUAUCGAUCAAAGUGGGUAAAGAAGGUCGCGACGGAAAAUAUGAUUGACAACGAGUCGAAGUGGCGCUAUGAGUCAGCGAAAACCGAAUUGCAAAAGAUAGACAUCAUAACAGAGAUGAUAAAGAAGGAGAUGGCGCAGCUCGAACAAGAAAUUACGGAUUCUAUGAGCGGCGUCACGGAUACUUGUGAAAAGUAUAACAAGCACUCGCUCUCUGGAAACUUCAUGCCGUACGUUUUUUCUGCGAUCGGUCUCCUGAAGCUCCGUGAGCAGCACGAGAUGAACAUGGGCGCAGGUGUCGAGGAAAUGGAUAGGAUAUCCAAAGGUAUCGAUUACUUGGAGAAAAAGAGAAAGGUACUCGAACAGGCUGUGAAGGGCGUGAACAUCCACCCGAGCACUUAA